Molecule: messenger RNA, 978 nt
Organism: Striga hermonthica
Lineage: Eukaryota; Viridiplantae; Streptophyta; Magnoliopsida; Lamiales; Orobanchaceae
Source: the annotation of a GenBank genome assembly
AUGCUCGGCAUCGCCGCCGUACCUUCUCUACUCCUCGGAAUCGGAAUUCUAAAAAUGCCCGAAUCUCCGCGCUGGCUAAUCGCGCGAGGCCGCGUACGUGAAGCGAAAGAGAUUCUCUACAAGGUCUGCGACGAGGCAGGCGAGGCCGAGCGGCGAUUGCGAGAUAUUAAAAAGGCGGCGGGGAUUGAUGAAAAUUCCACGGACGAUUUCGUGAGAAUGGAUAAUAAGAAAAGGGCCGGCGGCGAGGGCGAAUCCGGAAUUUGGCGUGAUUUGUUGAUAAAACCGACGCCGACGGUGAGGCGGAUGCUCGUCGCCGGUGUGGGUGUUCAUUUUUUCGAGCACGCGACGGGGACCGAAGCGGUUAUACUCUACGGGCCGAAGAUCUUCCGGAAGGCGGGCGUGACGGCGCGGAGGAAGCUACUUUUGGCGACGGUGGGGGUCGGGUUGACGAAGUUGUGCUUUAUCACGAUCUCGACUUUUAUUAUCGAUAAAGUUGGGCGGAGGAAGUUGUUGUUGGUGAGCAUAGCGGGGAUGGCGGUGGCGCUGACGGGGCUGGGGACGUGCUUGACGGUGGUGGAGAGGGCGGCGGAGGCGAGGCUGGUGUGGGCGCUUGUAAUGAGCUUGAUAUUCGUGUACGUGUUUCUGGCUUUUUUUAAUAUAGGGCUGUGCCCGGUGUGCUGGGUGUACAGCUCGGAGAUAUUCCCGACCAGGCUGAGGGCGGCGGGGGCAAGCGUGAGCGUCGGGGUGAACAGGGUGAUGAACGCGACCGUGUCGAUGACGUUUUUGUCGCUGUCGUCGGCGAUUACGAUUGGUGGGGCGUUCUACCUGUUUGCCAGCGUGGCGGUGGUGGCGUGGGUGUUCGUGUACUUUUGCCUGCCGGAGACAAAGGGCAGGAGCCUGGAGGAGAUGGAGGAGGUUUUCAGCAAGGGAACGUGUAGGAAUAAGGCUAAUAAGCAAGUGGAGCUCGUCAAUAGUUAG